AUGGCACCCUCAGCCCUGCCAGGACCCACUGAGCUCUUGUACUGGGCAGCCUGCCUAGGUGCCCUCUACCUUCUCUUCAGACUCUCCAAAUUCUACCUGAAAUUCAAGGAGCUGCAGAGAGCCUUCACCGCCUUCCCGGGUCCUAAACGCCAUUGGCUUUAUGGCAAUGCCCAUGACUUCAGGCAUGACGGAAAACACUUGGACAUUUUGGAGGGCUACGCGAAGAAGUACGACUACGCCUUCCCCAUGUGGCUGAGCAAUUUCUUGCCCACUCUUUUUGUCACUCACCCGGACUAUGCAAAAGCCAUUCUGUCCAGACAAGAUCCAAAGGAUAACUUUGCCUAUCGCUUCAUCACCCCAUGGAUUGGAAACGGGCUGCUGGUCUUAUCAGGGCAGAAAUGGCUCCAGCAUCGAAAGCUACUGACCCCCGGAUUCCAUUAUGACGUUUUGAAGCCGUAUAUCAGAGAGAUGUCUGAAAGUGUAAAUGUUAUGCUGGAAAAAUGGGAGGAGAUGCUACCAGAGAAGAAACCAGUGGAGCUUUUCCAUCACGUCAGCCUCAUGACCCUGGACACCAUCAUGAAAUGUGCCUUCAGCUACAAGAGCAACUGCCAGCUGGACAGUGAAAGUGACUACAUUAAAGCCGUAUUCGACAUCUCCUACCUGGUAAAUUACAGAAUCCACCACGUUCCGUAUCAUAGUGACUUGAUUUUUCACUUGAGCCCUCAAGGAUUUCGUUUCCGGAAGGCGCUGAAGAUUGCACGUGAACAUACAGUUAAAGUGAUUAAAAGGAGACAAGAAUCUCUUAAGCAAGAAAGUGAACUUGAGAAAGUGAAGCAGAAGAGACAUUUGGACUUUCUUGAUAUUCUCUUAUGUGCCAAGGAUGAAAAUGGUCAUGGACUUUCCAAUGAAGAUUUGCAGGCAGAGGUGGACACCUUCAUGUUUGGAGGACAUGACACAACAGCCAGUGGCAUCUCCUGGAUAUUGUACUGCUUGGCUAAAUAUCCAGAGCACCAGGAGAAAUGUCGGGAGGAGAUCGGAGAGGUCCUGGGAGAUCGGAGGACAGUGGAGUGGGAGGACCUGGGUAAGCUGCCAUACACCACCAUGUGUAUUAAGGAGAGCAUGCGUCUCUUCCCACCUGUACCAGGAGUGUCCCGUGAACUAAAAGAACCAAUCACAUUUUGUGAUGGGCGGAGCCUACCCAAAGGAGCUGUCACCAUCAUAAAUAUAUAUUGCAUCAAUAGAUCUCCCAGUAUGUGGGACGACCCCGAGGUUUUUGACCCACUGAGAUUUUCACUGGACAAUCCGUCCAAAAGACAUUCCCAUGCCUUCCUGCCAUUCUCAGCCGGAUCAAGGAACUGCAUUGGACAGAACUUUGCUAUGAAUGAGAUGAAAGUUGCCAUCGCCCUGACGUUACGGAGAUUUCAACUGUUUCCAGACCCGGACAAAGAACCAAUAAAAGUCCCUCAGCUAGUCCUCCGUUCUCCAAAUGGUAUUUACCUGAAUAUGAAGAAAAUACAGGAAGAAUCAUAA
Bufo gargarizans (Asiatic toad) is the source of this 1530-nucleotide messenger RNA. RefSeq names its product cytochrome P450 4A4-like. Gene Ontology annotation, molecular function: heme binding; monooxygenase activity; iron ion binding. Lineage: Eukaryota; Metazoa; Chordata; Amphibia; Anura; Bufonidae. Bases 1 to 1530 code for a protein of 509 amino acids. The record is from RefSeq and is a predicted model, not a curated record. The transcript is spliced from 12 exons.